AUCAAAGCGCCUGCGCGGAGAGGCCUAAAGCAGGCAGGAGGGUGUGGAGGAGGAGGAGGAUCAGCGGUCUCGCUUUCGUCGCCUUCUCGCUCCCCCUCCCUCCUCCGCGGCGCUGGGGAAGGAGAAAGUAGGACGGGGGACCCCGCUGGGCUGGGCGCUUUCGGGGACUGCGCUCGGGAGGGCUGAGCCGCGGCCAGGAGGGAGGGAUCUUAGAAGGAGCUGUUGCUUUCCACAACGCCUCCUCCUCGGUGAAGCGCCUUCUGUGUUUCCGCCCGGGACGAGUCCAUUGGUUACAAAAUGGCGGACGGGGAGCUGAAUGUGGACAGUCUUAUCACCAGGCUGCUGGAAGUGCGAGGAUGUCGCCCUGGAAAGAUUGUGCAGAUGACAGAAGCUGAAGUUCGGGGUUUGUGUAUAAAAUCGCGAGAAAUUUUUCUUAGCCAGCCCAUUCUUUUGGAGCUAGAGGCACCACUGAAGAUCUGUGGUGAUAUUCAUGGCCAGUAUACAGAUUUACUUCGAUUAUUUGAAUAUGGGGGAUUUCCACCAGAAGCUAACUAUCUUUUUCUGGGAGAUUAUGUGGACAGAGGCAAACAAUCCUUGGAAACUAUCUGCUUGUUACUUGCAUAUAAAAUCAAAUAUCCUGAGAAUUUUUUUCUCCUGAGAGGAAAUCAUGAGUGUGCUAGUAUAAAUCGCAUCUAUGGAUUCUAUGAUGAAUGUAAACGACGAUUUAAUAUCAAACUCUGGAAGACCUUUACGGACUGCUUUAAUUGUCUGCCUAUUGCAGCAAUAGUAGAUGAGAAGAUUUUCUGCUGCCAUGGAGGAUUGUCACCAGAUCUGCAGUCAAUGGAACAGAUCCGAAGAAUUAUGAGACCCACAGAUGUUCCUGACACAGGCUUGCUCUGUGAUCUGUUGUGGUCUGAUCCUGACAAGGAUGUGCAAGGCUGGGGUGAAAAUGACCGUGGAGUUUCCUUUACUUUUGGAGCUGAUGUGGUCAGCAAAUUCUUGAACAGACAUGAUUUGGAUUUGAUUUGUCGAGCUCAUCAGGUGGUUGAAGAUGGCUAUGAAUUCUUCGCUAAACGACAGCUGGUUACUCUAUUUUCUGCUCCUAAUUACUGUGGAGAAUUUGACAAUGCUGGUGGCAUGAUGAGUGUGGAUGAAACUUUAAUGUGUUCUUUUCAGAUUCUGAAACCUUCUGAAAAGAAAGCAAAGUACCAGUAUGGUGGACUGAACUCUGGACGUCCAGUCACUCCACCUCGCACAGCUAAUCCGCCGAAGAAGAGGUGAAGAAAGGAAUACAGUAGAAAAAUCAGAUCUGUAAAGGACAAAACUCCAUAUAUACAGUAUAUAAUAAGUGUGCACUGUAAAACCAUCCAGCCAUUUGACAACCUUUAUGAUGUCACAUCUUUAACUUAAAGAGACGGGUAAAGGAUCUUUAAUAUUUUCUAGUUGACAGAUGUGCAACACUGUAUUGUAAUAAGUAUACACCAAGUUCCAGUAAUCAACAUAAAAUCAGAUCUAAACAAAUUAUUUUGGUUGCAUAGUCAUGUCAGUUUUAAAGUUGACCAACAUCCCAAUUUAAGCUUAAUGUAAUAGUUAAAUCAGAUGAGAGCAUGAUGUUUCAUUUGUGUAACGUGAUCUUACUGUUGCUUGACUGCUUUUAUUUCUAUUUUGUAGCUAGAAUGAUGGCAAGGUAUCUUAGUUACGUUCCCUGGCUAAAAAUGAACUCUGGAUUUGGGGAGCCAGCUGUUGCUGUUCUUCCUCUUUCCAGUAAUCUUCCUGACUUAAGUGUUUGCCCCUCUCAUAGGAGUCUGGUGAUUAAAGACAAACCAAGCUCAAGCUAGUUCAUACAGUAAUUUUCCUUCUCCAAAGAGACUAGAAGUCAGUGUUUUUCAUGAGACAAAGCUUGUUGCUUUUUAUCUUAGAUUGCCACUUCGUGCACUGCACCAUUUUAAACUAACAUUAUACUCACAAUGGCACUUCAUUCAACUAAGGUAGGGCAAAAGUGGUAUUACUUAGUAGUUGGUCAUGUAAUAUCUUGCAUUAGAUUUUAUUAGCAUGAAACAUUUUUCAGCAUGCUUAGCUUCUUGAUAAUGCCAUACUUGCAUUAAAGUUCAUUCUGCAUUUCUCAAUAGACAUGAAGAUCCCUGUCUGACAGGCCUUGAAAUACUAGCCCUCUUCCCUUAUGUUCCCUGCCAGCACUCCAGGAGGGUUUAUUUAAAUGGAUAUUGAUAAAUAAGCAUUAGGGUAACUAUGGCUAAUGGUGGUUGAACUGUCUAAUAUGUCUACAUGAUUGUAAGGCUUAUGUCAUAAACAACUAUAUCUUCUGGAUUUUCAUGAUCAAAAUUCAUGUUCACGUAGAGAUUUUUGCUUUGUAGUGUAUGUAUAGUAGCAAUAAUUUCUGUACUUGAUCACGAGUCGAUGCAGUAUUUCUUUUCCCGCUUUCCUUUUUUAAGGAUUCAUAUAAGUGUAAAGACGUGUAAAGUUUGUAAGAGAAUAAAAAUUGAAAGGCAAAGAUUUCAUUGAAUAGGAUUACAAAUUUUUAUUGAACACUGAGAAAUUUGUAAGCUUUAAGAGGGAAGGUUCCAGUUUAUACUAUUCUGUGUGCAACAAUAAAUGUAAAAGUUUAAUCUUGCCUUUGCAAAUGUUACACUGAGGAUUCAAAACUUGCAUUUUAUAAAUAGCACAUAUUAUGCAAGUGAUUUCUAAGUGAACAGUUCUUUAAAUUUAAGCCUCUUUUCUAAUUCCAUUUUGUUUCAAACACAUAUUAAAUGUAGCUUUUUUCAUUUAGUAAAGUUGUUUAAUUGAUUUGAAGUCUGACUGGUUAUUCCAAUUUUUUUUUUUAAAUUCAUUAGCCCUUAAAAGCAUACACUAGUUGCCAUGUGGGUGAAAGGUUGAUACUGAUGUUAAUAUAAACAUUCAGUAAGAGUAUUUGAAAACACAGUAGUGUUAUUUUCCUCUUUUAAAAUCAUAGGACUCAGAUUUUAGUUAUAAGAAUGGUGCAGUGCCAAGUAGCUGAACAAAUGUCACCUCCAGAAUAAUGACUAAUUUAUAGUUAUGGUUUUCCAGUGCAGUGAUAAAAAGUUCUCAUCUGACUGCGAAAAGGUGAAUUCAAUUCCUAAUGUGGCUAUCAACAUGAUUUUUUAUAAGUAAAUUAUGCUGAUAGCCACAUUAGGAAUUGAGAAGAUGGAAGCAAAUAUUUGCAUAGCCAGCCUUUUUAUGUAAAACAAAUGAUCCUUUUUUUUUACAGCUGCUCCCUUAUUUCAGAAUAACAUGUGGAGGUCCAAAAUACGUUUUAUGUGAAUAAUGUGUACAGCUGAGUUUAACAUUCUUUUGGAAGAACUGCUAUUACAUCACUUCCCAUUUAAGCAUGCAAAAAUCUUAUUGAAAGGCAGUAACUUUUUACUUAUGGGUAUGCUGUAAUUGAUAUCCCUCUUGUCAUUUCUUAAUAUCUGAUCACAGUGCAAUUCUAAUAUCUCUGAAACAAAUGAAUAAUAUAAUGGCUAAAGUCAACACUUACCAUCUUUCUCUUGUAAACAACAUUUCUGGAAGAAUAAUGUAUUGCGAGUAUUAAGGACUGAUCAUGAUCAGUCCUUAGAACUGGUCCAUGAAUACAAAAUCUCCAUUGAUAUAUGAGCUCUGGCAUGCCAUAGGUUCAAUUUAAAGGUCAAUGAUGUGUCAUCUGCAGUUUCUUUUAAAUAUUUUGGCCAUGGGUGUAUAUCCUUUCUGUAUAACCAGAAUGGAAGGUGUAAUGUAUUAAGCAUGAUUUAAAAUAUUACUUUAUAGUCUGUCUUCCCACCUCUCUUUUUAUUCAAUACUUGUGUAAAAAGAACACAGUCCCUUUUUCUGCAUUCUUUCUGUAAAGCUGGUGUCACUUUUUAGUAGUAUUUUUCCAUACUUUUACUUCUAAGUAACUUCUACUUACUGUGUGGAGCUUUCAUUCCUGCCAUUGUUCCAUCAAACUGUCAUGUAAGCAAUUUGCUUAAAGACAAUCUUGUGCAAUGUGGAUGGACUGCUAGAUUCCUAUAUAAAAAUAGUUCACAGGAUAGUUUUUGAACAAACUGUAUAAAUGACUUUUUUCCAUAUGUGUGAAUGGACAUUGUUUAAAACCCAUCUUGUGGAUGCAGAAUAUCAUAUCCAAGCUGGUUGUGUCCUGCCAACUUGGAAGAAUACUGAGUUUUAGGAAUAAAUACAACUAAACCUCUUGA
Molecule: messenger RNA, 4202 nt
Organism: Candoia aspera
Lineage: Eukaryota; Metazoa; Chordata; Lepidosauria; Squamata; Candoiidae
Gene: PPP1CB
Product: protein phosphatase 1 catalytic subunit beta
Exons: 8
Coding region: 298-1281 (327 amino acids)
Biological process (GO): regulation of circadian rhythm; circadian regulation of gene expression
Cellular component (GO): nucleus; cytoplasm
Molecular function (GO): protein serine/threonine phosphatase activity
Source: RefSeq, a predicted model, not a curated record